AUGAGUCAGUCCUCUUUACUCCACCCACCCUCAUUUGCGAAAAAGGUUCAAGCUAUUCAAGUACCUGCUCAUCGACAAGCAUUAUUUGCGGCCAUGUUCUCACAUUCGGCGAGAUUUCGAUCUGAAGAUGUUUCUUUGCAAUGCAAAUCAGACUCUAUGAAAUUUCAUAACCAAGCAGUGGAUUUUAUAUAUGACUCACUCGAUGAAGCCUCCGGCGAACAAUCAAGUCUCUGUCUUCUGCAAGCUAUGGUUCUGGUGACUUUCUAUGAGGUUACUAAGGGCGUCAAGGGACGCGCGUGGAGGCUCUUAGGCUCUUGUGUUCGGGUCGCGUAUGAGCUCUACCUACAUCUCAUUGACUAUGAGGCCCUGGAGGAGAGCUAUAAAGUUGGCCGUGGCUUGUCGCGUUGGAUUGAAGCAGAAGAGGCACGGCGAUGCUGGUGGGCCAUCUGGAAAAUGGAUACGUUUGCCAGUGUUAUCCGAAGACUCCCAACUGCAAUCGAUUGGAACAUGAUUGAUACCCACCUUCCUGCUUCGGAUGACCAUUAG
Penicillium longicatenatum is the source of this 546-nucleotide messenger RNA. Its product is annotated as fungal specific transcription factor domain-containing protein. The transcript has a single exon. Gene Ontology annotation, cellular component: nucleus. The record is from RefSeq and is a predicted model, not a curated record. The coding region runs from base 1 to 546 and encodes 181 amino acids. NCBI's taxonomy places the organism in Eukaryota, Fungi, Ascomycota, Eurotiomycetes, Eurotiales, Aspergillaceae. Gene Ontology annotation, molecular function: zinc ion binding; DNA binding. Gene Ontology annotation, biological process: DNA-templated transcription.